CGGCGGAUUGGGAACAAGCGCAUCGACAGCACGCUUGAGGUGGGGGAGCUGCUUGCGGGCUGGUAGGUCCGGCAACUCCCUCUGGGAGGCUCACAGAGGCAGACGGGUGGCUACUGGGAGCCGAGCGGGUCAGAGCUGCCGGCAGUCCCAGCGGAUCUGUGAAGGAGGUCGGUGUUCCCAGAGGGCGCCAGUCAGUUUUAAGAAAAAGUAGAAAUCACUUCCUCCUGUACUGAAUAUUGCAAAAAUCAAGCGGCUUCCUACACUGCUCAUUAUGGCACUGCCAUUCCAGAAGGACUUAGAGAAGUACAAGGACCUUGAUGAAGAUGAGCUCCUUGGCAGUCUGUCAGAAAUAGAACUGAAGCAACUGGAAACUGUUCUCGAUGAUCUUGACCCAGAGAAUGCCCUUCUGCCUGCAGGGUUCCGACAGAAGAACCAGACAUCAAAGUCUGCCACGGGACCAUUUGAUAGAGAACACCUCCUUUCAUAUCUGGAGAAGGAAGCAUUGGAGCAUAAGGACAGGGAAGACUAUGUGCCCUACACUGGAGAAAAAAAAGGGAAAAUAUUUAUCCCUAAACAGAAACCUGUACAGACUUUUGCAGAAGAAAAAGUAUCUCUUGAUCCAGAAUUAGAAGAAGCUUUGACGGGUGCUUCUGAUACAGAGUUGUGUGAUCUUGCAGCUAUUCUUGGGAUGCACAAUUUGAUAACAAAUACACAGUUCUGUAAUAUAGUGGGAAGUAGUAAUGGUGUCGACCCAGAACAUUUUUCAAAUGUGGUAAAAGGUGAAAAGAUUCUUCCAGUAUUUGAUGAACCACCAAAUCCAACCAAUGUUGAAGAGAGUUUAAAGAGAAUGAAGGAAAAUGAUGCUCGUCUUGUUGAAAUUAAUUUGAAUAAUAUAAAGAAUAUCCCAAUUCCCACCCUAAAAGAUUUUGCCAAGGCUUUGGAAACCAACACUCAUGUGAAAUAUUUCAGUCUUGCAGCCACCCGGAGCAAUGACCCUGUUGCUAUUGCUUUUGCAGAUAUGCUGAAAGUGAACAAAACUUUGAAGAGUUUAAAUAUGGAGUCCAACUUUAUUACGGGAGCUGGAAUUCUAGCACUGCUUGAUGCUCUAAGAGAUAAUGAAACCCUGGCAGAGCUCAAGAUCGACAACCAGAGGCAGCAGUUGGGGACAGCUGUAGAAUUGGAAAUGGCCAAGAUGCUUGAGGGAAAUACAAAUAUCCUUAAAUUUGGAUAUCAGUUUACACAGCAGGGACCCCGAACAAGGGCAGCGGAUGCUAUAACAAAAAACAACGACUUGGUUCGCAAGAGACGAAUUGAAGGAGACCACCAGUAAGUCGGCCGGGAUAUAAUCUUUGGAAGACUUCAGAAGAUCGCAAGGGCUUAUAGCAGAUAUAAAAUUUUCCUGGGUAGAAGGGAAAAGACUGGAAGCUUUUUUUUUAACUAUAUGUAUCUUUAUUCUAGUUGUUACCAAUUUCAAAUAGUAAAAUCAAUAGCAGGUGAUCUGUUACAUUUUUAAAAAUUAUUUCAACUUUCUGCUAAAAUCAAUUUUAGCUAAAUUGAAUAGCUUAUGAUGAAUCUUGGGUAAAAAUAUGCAGUUGUAAAAAAGUUUCAGAAGUCAUUUAUGUAGAAGAAUUUGAACAUUUUGAGGACCGAUCUUUUUUAAAUCAAAAAGGGACACUGCUGAUACCAAAAUUGCUGUUUCUCUUUUUAGGUGUGAAGUACCUAAAAGCUUUCCUUUAUCUGUGACCUGGAGAAUUUUCUACUUUGUAAAAUAUGUGAACUUGGCAAGGGUGUUCAAGAGAACAAAAUGCCAGGAUUAAAAAAAAAAAAAAAGCAUUGCCUUCGAGUUGAUUUUGACUCAUAGCAACCCUAUAGGACAGAGUAGAACUGCCCCGUAGGGUUUACAAGCCUGUAAUCUUUACAGAAGCAGACUGUCAAAUCUUUCUCCCACAGAGCGGCUGGUGGGUUUGAGCCAUCAACCUUGUGGUUAGCAGCUGAGCGCUUAACUACUGUGCCACAGGGCUCCUCGGAUUUUAAAACAGAUGGCUUAAAAUAUGGUCAUGUUUAACUGCAGAAGCAGGCCUCAAGAGGGAGAAAACAGUCUUCAAUGCAGUCCAGGUCACUGUACUUACCUGAUAGGUCUCAGCAACACCUAGAUUUUUUUUUUUUUUUUUAAAUCUAAGUCAUCAGCUUUGCCAGGUUACAUACUUUGUUUAGAAGUAUGGUUAUGUCUAACUUUAUUACAGUUUUUCAUUUUGAUAAUGUGGGCAUUACUAAAUUUUAUGAAAGCUAAUAGUAAAAAGUAUCUGAGUAGAAAGCUAUUUUCUUCCCUGUAAAAAAGGCAUACAGCCAACUCUUAUUUAGGGUGAAAAAAGAAAGCUAUUGUUAAAAACAUCAAAUCAAAGAUAAUAAACGUGGUAGAGUUUUCUGAGAAGCUUACAAAAAGGUCAUUUAAACUGGUUACUGUAAGUAAGUUAGAAACUGGUGUGUGUAUACAUUACCUACUGUUGCACAGUGUAGUGGGAAUUUCCUACAUGCAGUGCAGAAUUGGAGAAACAGUAUGUAAUCACUACUACAAAUUUUCCAACCAAUAAGGAAAACUGCUGUUCUUCACAAGUCUGAUUUUUAAUAUGUUUCCUUUCAACUUGUAUAUUUUUAUCCAUAUUGUGUAAAAGUAAUUCCUUAUAACGAAAAUAGCUUUCCUGUUGCCAAAGUAUUAAAGGAAACAAUUCAACAGAGUUCUGUGGUGGGAAGACCAUUAUGAGACUCCAGAAUCCGUGCUAUCAUGGAGGGUUCAGACUUGUAUCCAAGCCCCAUCUCAGGGCAGCCUUUGAAGCAGGAGAUGGCCGAGGCACUUACAGCUGAAAAAGAUAGGGAGGAAAGGAAUCUGAGUAAUCCUGGCUUCAGAGAUUCAGGCCUGGCUGGAUCACUUACAGAGAUUUUUUUUUAGAGAAUCUGGUUUUAGAGUGGGGGCAGUAGUUCGUUGUUAAUUUUUUUUUUAACUUUCUGAAAUUGAAUUACAAAAUGUCUGCUACUCCAGCUUGGGCUGGACAGUUUAUCUAAUGAUUGAGGCAGCUUCUUGUGCUCUCUGGGAAUACGCCUGCUGAACAAGCUACAGUUUCCCUCAUCACAACUGUGGUGUGUGUGUUUGUUUGAAUCAGUAUCCAGUGUUUUAAAGGGGCCAAAGCUUAACUUCACACUGUUCCUUUCAGUUGUAGGCCGCUGACUUUUUUUUCCAAGUUAUAGAAGCUCUUUUUACUUUCCUUUUUUUUUUAUGGACAACUUUUGAAUUGUACUUGAUCUUAGAGAUGGCACAGUUCUGAAAGGGUUGGGAGUCAGACAUGGAGCAGCAGCUCUGUGAGGACACUAGGCAAAGUUGUCACACUUUCAGCCAGGCUUCCUUGCUCGCAUUGUCCUAUAACUCAUUAAAUUGAUAAGUGUGUUCCCCUCCCCCCAUACUUUUUUUUUCAAUAUAGGUAGAUGGGACCCUGCCUGAAACUUUGUAUCAUAUUUAUGGGAAAUAUCUUUUCUCAAAAUAUGAGAAAGUUAAAUAUAUGAUUGAUGAAAACAUUUCUUCAUAAAUAAUUUUAAAGAUGAACAUUCAUCCAAUUAAAUAUAGAAAAUCUUGCAAGGGUUGUAAUUAUAAAGCAGAAAAAUGAUGUUUACUUUGAUCUUUAAAAAUCUGGUACCUCUUUACCUUUUAGGAACCUUCAGUAUUUUAUCUUGCUCUGAAAUUUUGUAACAGAAUAAAAAGAGUAUGCUUUUGAAAUAGUCUUGAUUAUUAAACCAAAGAUUUUCUAAGACCUUGAGAUUUGUAGUCUAAUGAAUUUAAACUUACCUGGUUAUGGAAACUCUGGUGGCUUAGUGGUUAAGAGCUAUGGCUGCUAUCCAAAAGGUUGGCAGUUUGAAUCCCCCAGGUGCUCCUUGGAAACCAUAUGGGGCAGUUCUACUCUGUCCUAUAGGGUCACUGUGAGUAGGAAUCAACGGCAAUGAGUUUUUUUUUUUUUCUUGGUCAUCUAAAAGAAUACUCUUUGCAUUUUUAAAUUGCUGUUUUUUAAAAAAGCUUUUAAUUACCCAUUUUAUAAAAUUUUAUAUCCAGACUUAUCUAAAGUUCUGAUUUUUCCAUUAUGUCAUCGUGAAAUCGUAUGUGUUAAAAAUCCAAUAUUAAUGGCUAAUAUUGAUAUUAUUAAAAUGGAUUUUGGUGCUAUAUGGUUGUAGUUAAAGCCUAGUAGAAGUCUACUCAUAAAAAUGUCCCAUAGAGUUUCCGAGGAGCGGCUGGUAGAUUCAAACUGCAGACCUUUUGGUUAGCAGCCGAGCUUUUAGCCCCUGAGCCACCAGGGCUCCAGUAGAAGUCUACAGUAUAGGUGAAAUACAUUUUCUAAGCAUGCCUGUCAUUUAAAAGACCAAAUAAACAUUUCAUGUUAAAUAAAUUAGCAGAUUGUUAGAGAGUUUAAAGGAGCAUUAUCUUGGUCAUUCAGUUGCAAAUUCUCAUUACUUGAGUAAGAGCACCCACAUGCUUGCUUUGUGUGAAUGGUGCACUCUGGAAAUGUUACCUGUAAAUAGAACAUUGUAAAAUGUUUUCUCAUUGACCAAGUAUCUGAUGUGUUUUCAUUUUAAAAGGGAAUUUGGUUAUAUGAUAAAAAUUAUAAAAGAAAAAAAGUUUCAAUAAAAUGUUAUUCAUGCUCCACUGUACUUAAAUAAGAUGAAAGAACUCAUGGGGUUUCAUAGAAUCUUAUAUUUUGGGCUCUGUGUGUUUACAUAGUUGCCCCACUUUUUCCCUAUAAAAUUAGGAACCACUGUUCCCUCCUGGCAGAUCCAAGAUUGUGCUUUCUCUGGAGUCCAUAGCUACUUCCAUUCUUUACAAGUUCCAUACAGGCUGACUCUGCUCCUUUAUUACUGGCCACUUCACUUUGAAUAAGGAGCCCUAGUGGCAGAGUGAUUAAAAGCGCUCAGCUGCUACCUGAAAGAUCAGUGGUUCCAAUCCACGAGCCACUUAGUGGGAGAAAGACGUGGUAGUCUGUUUCCAUAAAUAUUACAGCUUUGGAAACCCUAGUGGACAGUUCUACUCUGUCCUUUAGGAUCACUAUGGGUCAAAAUUAAUGCAGCGGCAGUGGGUUCACUUUUGAAUAAAUUGACUAAAAACACAGCUCCCAAGAGAACAGAGCACAUGGAUGUAUCAGGGAGCAUAUCUGUGAUUCCUUCCAGACAAGUGGCAUGAAGUCUUGGGUCUACACAUCUACACAACUGCCUCAUACAGUGUUCAAAAUUACAAGUAUGAAUUCAGGGUGUCAGCAGGGCCAGGCUGUCUGUGAAGGCUCUAGGGGAAGGUCCUUCCUUGUCUCUUCCAGUUUCUGGCAGCCACAGGCGUUACUUGGCUCCUGAUAAUGUAACUCCAAUCUCUGCCACCAUCUUCCCUCUGUGUCUCAUCUGUUUUUACAAGGACACCAGUUACAUUGAAUUAGAGCCCACCAUGCUCCAGUAUGACCUCGUAUUAACUGAUUAUGUCUGCAGAGACCCUAUUCCCAGAUAAGUCCACAUUCACAGGUACUGGGGGUACUUGAACAUAUGUUUUGGGGGGAUACAAUCAACCCACAGCACUAAGUAUUUCAGAAAGCCUUUAUUGACAAAGAAUUUUAUUUAGGACACCUACUGUAGUGGCUAGAGCCAACAUGGCACUAAAGACAGAAGCAUCACGUUGUCCUUCUGCAGCAAAGACCUGAAAAACUAAGUGAAACAGAUAAAACCUCAAUCCUGGAACCCUAACCACUAAAUAAAGGAAUAAACUCAUUCAAGCACCAAAUGGAGUAAGACACUGACAGCACAGAGAACAAGGAGAGCUAUAGAGUGGAGGUCACUUACCGGCUAAUGUGGCCAGAUUCACCAUCUUGGACUACAGCCACCAAAGAACACAGGGAAAACGGGAAGCCAACUUCAUGGAGCUGCCAGCAGGAGACAGGGCAUCCAAUGACCAGGGAUACACACUUUCCCACCCCGCACCCUUUUCCCCUGUACACAGCCUCUGCUGCUUCCCAACAGUCCACAGUUGCUCGGCCAGAGAGACGCCAGCUUUUUGCCACCAGAGUCUGCCCCACCCCCACCAGCUGGCCUCUUCAGCACCACUUUUGGUUGGUUGGUUGGUUUUUUUGAUAUUGUUUUUUGGCUUUUUUUGUUGCUUUCUCUCUCCCUUUCCUUUCUCCUGCCCAGCUAGCCCUGUGUGCCAUCCUCUCCCCUUCUUGAUAGGCUGUGAUUUUUUUUUUUUUUUUCCAAUUUCUUCUCUGUCUCUCCUUUCCUUUCUCGCACCCAUCCAGCCCUUCUGAUUGGAGAGUCACUACGCAUGGCCUCCCCGGGUCUGUGCUGUCACUGAUCGGCUCCCUCAGCACCAUUGUUUGUUUGGUUUUUUGUUAUUGUUUCUUCUGUCUUCCUUUCCUUUCUCCCAUCCACCCAGCCCUGUGCACCACCCCCAACUUCUUGCAUGGCUGUGCUGUACCGCUCAGCUGGAAAUCCUCUGGCACACAGCCUCACCGGGUCUGUGCUGCUCCCACAGCCCAGUUCCCUCAGUGAUGUAUUUUUUAUCUUUCUCCUUUUCCUUCCCACCUAGGCCAGACGCUGCCUCUGCCCCUUCCUGACAGGCUGUGCUGUGCCACCUGUUGAGAGAGACAUCAACUCGCCACCACCCCAAUUCUGCCCCACCCCCAACAGCCAGUUCCACAACCACUAUAUAUUUUUUUUGUGGUUGCUGUUUUUAUUUUUUGUUCUCUCUUUUUCCCCUCUUUAAUUUCUCCUGCCCACCUAGCCCUGUGCGCCAACCAUGCCCCUCCUCAACAAGCCAGUCUACGCCACUCUGCUAGAGAGCCACCAGCACAGGGCUCACUGAGUCUGCCCUGCCCCCAUCUGCUGAAUACAACUGUGCUGCUUCUUUACUUUUUUCCUCUUAUUUUUAUUUAUAUGACUUCAUUCAUUGCUUUUUUUCCAUUUGUUUUGCUUUUGUUUUCUUUCACCCAGCCACUUAACUCUGCACAGCACAUUCUUUCCUUUCACUCCUGCCUAUGUACACCAAGUGCCACACCCCCGAGAGGUACCAACUCAGUCCCCCGGAUCCUGCCCUGCACUGCCCCCCAGCCUUGCCCCAUUACCCCCAGUUCAUGCUGCAAUCUACCCAUCCCCACCACUCCACCCCCCUGGACCUGCCCUGCAGCACAAUAGCUGAGUGACCAGCCCUGAUCACCUGGUCAUGGUGAUGAGAAGUAUCAUGCAUACAGGCGAGUAAGCAACAAAACACGUCCAGUCCGCCUGCCCAGCUAUAACCAAAUAAAAAAGUAGGAUGAAAAAAAUCUAUAAUCAAUAAAGUAAUUCCUGCAUGUCUGGAGACAGACAAUCCCUAUCAAAACAAAAAAUAGGAGAGGGUGGCUCCGAAAAGCGACCAAAUAAAACAACAGAUAACCUUCUGCUAGAAGAAAAGGCACUGGAACUACCUGAUAAGGAAUUCAAAACUCUAAUAUUCAGGAUUCUCCAACAGAUGAAGGAAAAUGAAGGCAAAAAUAAGGAAAAAAAUAGACAAGAUCAUGGAAAAGACAGACAAAACAAUGGAAGAAUUCAGGAAAGUAAUACAGGAAAUAUCAAACAACUAGGACUCAAACAAAAACAGCAAUUAGAAAUCCAAAAGAUAACAUUAUAGAAAUGGACAGUGCCAUAGACAGUUAUAGGAGCAAAUUUGAAACAACAGAAGACAGGAUCAAUGAAGUUGAAGACAAAUCCUUGGAUACCAUUUUGAGGGAAAAUGAGAGAAAAGAAUGAAGAAAAAUGAAGAAACCCUGAGAGCAAUGUGGGAUACAAUCAAAAGAAAUUUGCAUGUGAUUAGAGUUCCAGAACAGGGAGAAAAUGGAAAACACAGAGAGGAUCACUGAAGAUUUGCUGACAGAAAACUUCCCUAAUGUCAUGAAAGAUGAAAAGCUGACCAUCCAAGAAGCUUAACAAACCCCAUAUAGGAUAGACCCGAAAAGAAAAACACCAAGUCAUGUAGUCACACUCACUAAAACCAAAGACAAAGAAAGAAUCCUGAAAGCAGCUUGAGAAAAACAAAAAGUCACAUACAAAAGAGAAUAAGACUAAGCUCUGAUUACUCAGCAGAAACCAUGCAGGCAAGAAGGCAAUGGAUGACAUAUAUAAAAUCUUGAAAGAGAAAAAACUGCCAACCAAGAAUAAAUAUAUCCUGAAAACUCUUGUUGAAAUAGGGUGGUGAAAUUAGGACAUUUCCAGAUGAACAGAAAUUAAGGGAAUAUGUAAAAACCAAGCCAAACUUACAAGAAUUAUUAAAGGGAGUCCUUCAGUUAGAGAACCAACAACAUUAGACAACAACCUGAAUCUAGCACGUAAGACAGCAUCAGCCAGAUACCAACCUGGUAAUGAACUCUCAAGGAUAAACAAAACUAAAAAAUUUACAACAGGGAACCAGAGAGGUCAAUCUAUAAACAGUAACGAUGUCAGAACAAUAAAAGGAAAUAAACAGUGUAGGUAUACAACUUUCAAAUGGAGAGGAAGUCAAGGCAUCAUCAAGUAAUAAAAGACUGGUUUAAACUUAGGAAAAAAAAAAAAGAUGGGUAUAUUUCAAGGUAACCAUGAAGAAAGUUAACAAACCUACUCACCAAAAUAAGAAAAACAAAGUCUCAGUAAACACAAAAUCUACAAAAACAACGUGAUGGUUAAGAUUGUGUGUCAACUUGGCUGGACCAUGACUCUCAGUGUUUUGGCAGUUGUAUAAUGUUGUGAUCAAUUCCCUGUUGAAAUUUGAUAUGUGAUCACACCUGUGAUAGAAUCUGCUGUGGCGACUCACUGCCCCUUCAGCCUUCAUCUCUCCACCCUCUACCAUCUACUUCCUUCCUGCUCACCUUGCCAAGGUUUUUGGCUUGUUCUGGAUCCAGCAGCUGCCUUUUUUCUGACCUCGUUCUUGGGACUUGAGCUAGCAGCUUACUUUUUGAUCUUGGAAUUCCUCGACCUUCACAGCUUGUGAGUGGGGGCCCUGCUCUCCAACCUGCUGAUCUUGGGUUCACCAGCUUCUAUGGCUGCAUGAAUUGGGAGAGGCCUCUAUCCUGAUCCAUGGACUUGGAACGUUCCAACCUCUACAAUCAUGUGAGCUGUUUUCUUGAUAUAAAUCUGUCUGUCUGUCUGUCUGUCUACCUACCUACCUACCUACCUAUGCUUUACUGGUGUUGCUUCUCUGGAUAACCCAGCCUAAGACAUUUGGUACCGAGAGGGGAGUCUAGAGAAAUAAAAUUGUAAGGAUGAGUUUUCUCAAUUGGCUCUCAAGUCAUUAAUCUUAAAGAUGUUGAUGACACUGUUUCCAGCAGUAAAGAGGGCACUGCUAAUCCAUAGCAUCAGGAGGUGAUACGAAUACACAAAGUAUCACCACCGGUAGAUCAGGUAUUGGUGAAAGGCAAGGCUCUGGGUGAGCACAUGUGUGAUAUCUCUCUACAGUUUUGUCAGAAUGAGAAGGAUAAGGAAGCUGGUUGGUUGGUCCUACUUUCACUAGACAAACUGGUGGAAAGAAAGAGAUGUGCUCAGGGCUUCAGAGUCAGAGCUCACGUGCUGCAUAAACAACCUCAAAGCUUCCACUUGUGCUUUGAAAGAAAGCCUUAUUUCUUAUAGUAACAGAGCUGAUUUUGCCAAAAACCAAACCCACACUUUUAUUGUAAGAGUAGCUGAAUUACAAUGCCAGCUCAAUUGCCAACCUCAAGAGGCAUCUGAAGUUAAAUGAGAGCACUGAUUGAGAAGAAAUGGGAUCCUGAAACUUGGGAGGGGAUAUAUGGGCAGAUAAUCAGGAAGCUGGAGACACUGAGCCCCUAAAUUCCAUUGAAUCACUCCUGCUGACAAAACCACUCCCAUCUGAAGAGAUUACUUCAUAUUUGUCUGCUAAACAAUCCUGCCCAGAAAAACCAUUAGCCCCUCCACUUCCAUCUAAUGAGAUUAGCCCUAGCGCAGCUGCCUCUAAAGACCCCUUGCCUGAGUCAUUGGCUGGGGCAUCACCUGAGGUAUGUGCUUUACAAGACAAUGCUGAAUGUUCUCAAAACAAUUCCACAGUACUGAUUCUGGCUUCUAGACCUAUAACUUAAGUUCCAUCAAGCCCCAAAAGGUGAAGUACAAAGUGUGACCCAGGAGGAGGCAUGCUACUCUCCAAAAGAACUACUUGAAUUUUCUAAUAUGUACAAACAGAAACCUGAGGAAUAUGUGUGUGAAGGGCUACUAAGAAUGUGGGAUAAUGGUGCAAGGAACAUAAAGAUGGAUCAGUCUGUGUUUAUUGAUAUGGGUCCACUAAGCACAGAUUAUUCCUUCAAUGUUUUAGCUCAAGAAGUUAGGAAAGGAUCUAAUAGUUUGUUUGGCUGGGUUGCUGAAGGAUGGAUUACGUGGUGGCCUACACUAAAUCAAGUUGAAAUACCAGACCUGCCUUGGUAUACUGUAGAAGAAUGUAUCCAAAUGCUUAGGGAAAUUGGCAUGCUAGAGUGGGUUUAUCAGGAUAGACCCACAGACCCACACAUGGAGUUCCCAGAGGACACACCUUUUAUCACAACUGUAAGGAACAAAUUUGUGAAGGGAGCUCCAGCAUCCUUGAAGACUGCUGUGAUUGCUAUUUUGUAUAAAUUAGAUUUGACAGUGGGAACUCCCCUAACUGAAUUAAGACACCUAACUACAAUGGGGCUGAUUGGACCCCAUGGUAAGAGGGGCCAAAUGGCUGCACUCAAUCGACAAAGACAAGGUGGGUGUGGUUACAGUAAUGGCCAGUGGAGUCAAAGCAGUAAUCAGAAGAGUUUGACUUGUAUGGACUUAUGGCAUUGGCUACUUAGUAAUGGUGUCCCUAGGAGUGAAAUAGAUGGGAAAUCUAUUAAAUAUUUACUUGAUCUGUACAAACAGAUGAAUUCUAAGUCAGAUGAACAGCAGUCUAACUUGAAUAGCCAGAAUAGAGAGUUACGGUCCCUCAGUCAAUUCCCAGACUUGAUCAAGUUUAAAGACCCACAACCCCUUGAGUGAAGGGGAGGCUUUGUCCCCUUGAGGAAGGACUCCAAUACACUGCCAAAAAUUUAUACUGUUAACCUCUCUCCUAGCCUUCCCCAAAGGGAUCUACAGCCUUUUACAAGAGUGACUUUUCACUGGGGAAAAGGAAUUAAUCAGACUUUUUGGGGAUUACUGGAUACUGGCUCUGAACUGACACUAAUUCCAGAGGACCCAAAAUGUCACUGUGGCCCACCAGUCAGAGUGAGGGCAUAUGGAGGUCAGGUUAUUAAUGGAGUCUUGGCUCAUGUCUAUCUCACAGUAAGUCCAGUGGGUCCCCAAAACCAUCCUGUAGUGAUUUCCUCCAUUCCAGAAUGCAUAAUUAGGGUAGAUAUACUCAGCAACUUGCAGAAUCUCCACAUUAGAUCCCUGAAAAAUGGAGUAAGGGCUAUUAUGGUAGCAAAAGCCAAGUAGAAGCAAUUAGAACUGCCUCUAUCUAGGAAAAUAGUAAACCAAAAGCAAUACCACAUUCCUGGAGGGAUUGCAGAAAUUACUGCCACCAUCAAGGACUUGAAGGAUGCAGGGGUGGUGAUUCCCACCACAUCCCCAUUCAACUCGCCUAUUUGGCCUGUGCAAAAAACAGAUGGAUCUUGGAGAAUGACCAUAGAUUAUUGAAAACUUAUCCAGGCAGUGACUCCAAUUGGAGCUGCUGAUCCGGAUGUAGUUUCAUUGCUUGAGCAAAUUAAUACAUCUCCUGGUACCUGGUAUGCAGCUGUUGAUCUGGCUAAUACCUUUUUCUCCAUACCUGUUUCAAAGGACCACCAGAAGCAGUUUGCCAUCAGCUGGCAAGGCCAACAAUACACCUUCACUUGCCUACCUCAGGGCUACAUUAACUCUCCAGCCCUAUUUCAUAAUUUAGUCCGCAGGGACCUUGAUUGCCUUUCCCUUCCAGAAGAUGUCACACUGGUCCAUUACAUUGAUGACAUUAUGCUGAUUGGACCUAGUAAGGGAGAAAGGAGUUACCAUGCUGGCUGGUGUGAUUGAUCCUGAUUACCAAGAGGAAAUUGGAUUGAUAUUACAUAAUGGAGGUAAAGAAGAGUAUAUCUGGAAUGCAGGAGAUCCCUUAGGGCAUCUCUUAGUACUACCAUGUCCUGCAAUUAAAGUCAAUGGAAAACUACAGCAACCCAUUUCUGACAUGACUACUAAUGGCCCAGACCCUUCAGGAAUGAAGGUCUGGGUCACCUCACCAGGAAAAUAACCACGACCAGCUGAGGUGCUUGCUGAGGGCAAGGGAAUAUAGAAUGGAUGGUAGAAGAAAGUAAUUCUAAAUACAAGUUAUGGCCAUGUGGCCAGUUGCAGAAAUGAGGACCAUAAUUGUUAUGAGUAUUUCUGCUUUUGUUUUCUUUGCUUAUAAAAUACAAGAUGUAAAUGCGGCUAGUGCGUUUUUGGUUGUACAUGUGUUUUAUCAUGUUAGGCACAAGUAUGACUUUUUAAUUGUGUUUAUUCAGAGAUUAUUAUGGUUUGGGGAGAUGAGUACAGGUGCCAAGUUGACAAACGGUGGAUUGUGAUGGAUAAGAUUGUGUGUCAACUUGGCUAGGCCAUCAUUCUCAGCAUUUUGGCAGUUUUAUAAUGUUGUGAUCACUUCCCUGUUGAAAUUUCAUAUGUGAUCACCCCCAUGAUGGAAUCUGCUGAAUGGUACCGGCAAGGGCGGGGUCUGUGGCAGCUCACUGCCUUCACAGCCUUAUCUCUCCUCCCUCCACAUCCUACUUCCUUCCUGCUUGCCUUGCCAAGGUCUUUGGCUUGUUCUGAAUCCAGCAGCUGCCUCUUGUCUGACCUCCGGUUCUUGGGACUUGAGCUAGCAGCUUACCUGUCAAUCUUGGAAGUCCUCGAAAUUUACAGCCUGUGAGCAGGAGCCCUGCUCUCCAAUCUGCUGAUCCUGGGUUCACCAGUUUCUAUGGCUGCGUGAACUGGGAGAGGCCUCUGUCCUAAUCCACAGACUUGGGAUGUUCCAAUCUCUACAACUAUGUGAGCUGUUUCCUUGAUAUAAAUCUCUCUGUAUGUAUAUAUAUGUAUUUAUAUGUUUUACUUCUCUAGAGAACUUAGCCUAAGACAAACGAAAAUGAAAAGAAAUCCACAAACAAAAGUAAUUCAGCACAGAAGAGUAAGAGUAACAAAGAAAACAUGAGUACCACAAAAAAAGCACUACAAAAUGACAACAAUAAACUCACAGGUAUCAAUAAUCAAACUGAACAUAAAUGGCUUAAACGCACCCACAAAGAGACAGACAGUGACAGAAUGGGUAAAAAAAAAAAAAAAAAAGAACCCAUCAACAUGCUGUCUGUAGGAGACACACCUUAGAAACAAGACAUAAAUAUAUUAAAAAUCAAAGGAUGGGAAAAAAAUAAGCAAACAGCAACCAAAAAAAGAAGCAGUGGCAAUAAUAAUCUCGGAUGAAAUAGACUUUAAAACAAAAUCCACCAUAAAAUACAAAGAAGGACAUUAUAUAAUGAUUAAAGGGACAAUCCACCAUGAGGAUGAUGUAACCAUAAUAUCUAAGAACCCAAUGACGGAGCUCCUAAAUUCAUAAAACAAACUCUAAUAGCACUGAAAAGAGAAAUUGAUAGUUUACAAUAAUAGUAGGAGACUUCAACACACCACUCUUGGUAAAGGGCAGAACAUCUAGAAAGAACCUCAACCAAUAUACAGGAGAUCUAAAGGCCACAAUCAACCAACUUGACCUCAUAGAUACAUAUAGAACACUCCGCUCAACAGCAGCAAAGUUAACUUUCUUCUCCAACGCACAUGGAACGUUCUUCAGAAUAGACCACAUCUUAGGCCAUGAAGUAACCGUCAACAAAAUCCAAAACAUUAUGAUAAUACAAAGCAUCUUCUGUGAUCACAAUGCAUUAAAAGUAGAAAUUAAUAACAGGUAGAGCAAAAUGGAAACUAAUACCCUGCUUAAAAACCACAGGGUAAUAGAAGAAAUCAAAGAUGGAAUGACAAAAAUUCCUGAAAUCAAAUGAAUGAAAACACAUCAUAUUAAAACCUCCUGGACACAGCAAAGCAGGGCUCAGAGGUCAAUUUAUAGCAAUAGAUGCACACAUCAAAAAAAGGUACCAGAAGAAAGCAAAUAAUAAAAGAUCAGAGCAGAAAUAAAUGAAAAAGAGAAUAGAAAAAAUCAACAGAACAAAUAGUUGAAAUAGUUGGUAUUUUGAAAGGAUCCACAAAAUGGAAAAACCACUGGCCAAACUGACAAAAACAGGAGAGGACACAACCCAAAUGAGAAACAAAAUGGGGGACAUUACAACAGACUCAACUGCAAUAAAAAGGAUCAUAACCAAACUAUGAAAAACUGUACUCUGACAAAUUUGAAAACCUAGAGGAAAUGGACAAAUUUCUAGAAACACACUACCUACCUAAGCUGUCACAAAUUGAGGUCGAAAAUCUGAACAGACCCAUAACAAGAGAUUGAAAAGGUAAUUAAAAAAAAAAAAAAACUCCCAACAAAAAAAAAGCCUUGGUGAAAUUCCUCAACAUAAUAAAGGACAUCUAUACAAAACCAACAGCCAACAUCAUUCUUAAUGGAGAGAGGCUGAGAAUAUUCCCCUUAAGAACAGGAACAAGACAAGUAUGCCCUUUAUCACCACUCCUAUUUAACAUUGUGCUGGAAUUCCUAGCUAGAGAAAUAAGGCAGGAAAAAAGAAUAAAGAGCAUCCAAAUUGGUGAUGAAGAAGUAAAACUGUCCGUAUAUGUGGAUAAUAUGAUACUAUACACAGAAAAUCCAAAAGACUCCAUGAGAAAACUACUGGAACUAAUAAAAAGAUUCAGCAGGGAAGCAGGAUACAAGAUAAACAUACAAAAAUCAGUUGGAUUCCUCUACACCAAUAAAGAGAAUGAUUAAAAGAAAAUGAGGAAAACAAUACCAUUUAUAAUAAAGCUCCUAAAAAAAGAAAAUACUUAGGAAUAAAUCUAGCCAGGUAUGUAAAAGACCUAUACAAAUAAAACUACAAAAGGCUACCACAGGAAACCAAAAGAGAUCUACAUAAAUGGAAAAACAUGCCAUGCUCGUGGAUAGGUAGACUCAACAUUCUGAAAAUGACAAUUCUACCCAAAGCAAUUUACAAAUACAGUGCAACCCUGAUCCAAAUACCAACAGCAUUCUUUAAACGGAUGGAAAAAUUAAUCAUUAGCUUUAGAUGGAAAGGGAAGAGUCCCCAGAUAAGUAAAGCACUAUUGAAGAAGAAUAAGGUAAGAGGACUCAUACUACCGGACCUAAGAACCUACCAUACAGCUACGGUAGUCAAAACAGCCUGGUACUGGUAUGACAGAUACAUUGACAAUGGAACAGAAUUGAGAACCCAGAUGUAAAUCCAUCCACCUCUGGUCACCUGAUCUUCGACAAGGACCCAAAGUCCAUCAAAUUGGAAAAAGAUAGUCUUUUUUAACAAAAACUAAUUCAAAAUUGAUCAAAGACCUAAAUAUAAAGCCAAAACUAUAAAGAUCAUAGAAGAAAAAAUAGAAUCAAUGUUAGAGGCCCUAACACAGCAUUAACAGGAUACAAACCAUAACUAACAACACACAAAGUCCAGAAGAUACUCUAGAUAACUGGGAUCUUCUAAAAAUUUAAACAACGCUCAUCAAAAGACUUCACCAAAAGAGUAAAAAGAGAAGCUACAGACCGGGGAAAAAAUUUUGGCUAUUACAAAUCCAACAAAGUUCUAAUCUCUAAAAUCUACAGAAAAAUCCAACACCUCUACAACAAAAAGAUAAAUAAUCCAAUUUAAAAUGGGCAAACAAAAUGGACACUUCACCAAAGAAGACAUUCCACUGGCUAACAGACAUGAGGAAAUGCUCGUGACCACUAGCCAUUUAAAAAAAGACCAAACCCAUUGCAGUCAAGUCGAUUUCAACUCAUAGUGACCCUAUAGAACAGAGUAGAACUGCCCCAUACGGUUUCCAAGGAGUGCCUGGUGGGUUUGAACUGCCAGCCUUUUGGUUAGCAGGCAUAGCUCUUAACCACUAUGCGAUCAGGGAGAAAUGCAAAUCAAAACCACAAUGAGAUACCAUCUCACUCCAGCAUUACUGGCAUGAAUAAUAAUAAUAAAAAGAAAAUAACAAAUGUUGGAGAGGCUGUGAAGAGACUGGAACUCUUAUCCACUGCUGAUGGAAAUGCAAAAUGAUACAGCCAUUUUGGAAAAUGAUAUGGCACUUCCUUAGAAAGCUGGAAAUAGAAAUACCAUAUGAUCCAGCAAUCCCAGUCUUAGGAAUAUAUUUGAGUCUUCACACGAAGUGAUAUAUGCACACCCAUGUUCAUUGUGGAAACCCUGGUGGCAUAGUAGUUAAGAGCUACAUCUGCUAAUCAAAAGGUAGGCAUCAUUGCAGCAUUGUUCACAAUAGCAAAAAGAUGGAAACAACCUAGAUUCCCAUCAACAGAGGAAUGGAUAAACAAAUUAUGAUAUAUGCAUACAAUGGAGUAUACCCAAGAAUAAAGAACAAUGAUGAAUCUGCAAAGCUUCUCACAACAUGGAUGAAUCUGGAGGGCAUCACGCUGAGUGAAAUAAGUCAAUUACAAAAGGACAGACAUUUUAUGAGGCCACUACUAUAAAAACUCAUGAAAAGGUUUACACACAAAAUGAAACAAUCUUUGAUGGUUACAAGGGUUGGGGAUAGAAAAACAUGAAAUAGACAAUAGAUAAGUGGUAACUUUGGUGAAUGGUAAAACAGUACACAAUACUGGGGAAGCCAGCACAACUUGUACAAGACAGGGUCAUGGAAGCUCCAUAGACACAUCCAAACUCCCUAAGGAACUGAAUUGUUGGGCUGAGGGCUGUAGGGACCAUGGUCUCGGGGAACAUCUAGCUCAAUCGGCAUAACAUAGUUUAUAAAGGAAAUGUUCUACAUUCUGCUUUGCUGAGUAGUGCCUGGGGUCUUAAAAGCCUGUGAGUGGCCAUCUAUGAUACUCCACUGGUCUCACGCCUUUGGGAGCAAGGAAGAAUGAAGAAAACUAAAGAUACAGGGAAAGAUUAGUCCAAAGGUUUAAUAGGCCACAACUACCACGGCCUCCACCAGAAUGAGUCCAGUACAAAUAGAUGGUGCCCAGCUGCCACCACUGACUGCUCUGACAGGGAUCACAAUAGAGGGUCCCAGACAGAGCUGGAGAAAAUCGUAGAACAAAAUUGUAACUUAUAAAAAAAGACCAGACUUACUGGCCUGACAGAGACUGGAGAAACCCCAAGAGUAUGGCCCCCAGACACCCUUUUAGUUCAGUAAGGAAGUCACUCCUGAGGUUCACUCUUCAGCCAAAAAUUAGGCCCAUAAAACAAAACAAGACUAAAGGGACACACCAGCCCAGGGGCAAGACUAGAAGGCAGGAGGGGAUAGGAAAGCUAGCAAUAGGGAACCCUGUGCCGAGAAGGAAGAGCGUUGACAUGUCACGGAGUUGUUAACCAAUGUCAUAAAACAAUAUGUGUACUGUUAAUGAGAAGCUAGUUCUGUAAACCUUCAUCUAAAGUACAAUGAAUAAAUAAAUAAACAACACAGGGCAACCUAGAAAUUGAAGGACAAGGCUCAAUAAAUCUUUCUGAGACAACCCCUAAGUCAUGACCCCUGUCCCUAAGUCCAAAAAAAAAAGACCCCUGGCCCAGAUGGCUUCACCGGAGAAUUCUACCAUUCAGGGAGGACUUGUACCAGUAUUACUCAAACUAUUUCAGAAUUUAGAAAAGGAAAGGAUACUAUUGAAUUCAUUCUAUGAAGCCAGCAUAACCCUGAUACGAAAACAAGACAAAGACACCACAAAAAAAAAUUACAGACCAACAUCACCCAUGAGUAUAGAUGCAAAAA
Loxodonta africana (African savanna elephant) is the source of this 17817-nucleotide messenger RNA. It is a transcript of the gene TMOD3, whose product is annotated as tropomodulin 3. The record is from RefSeq and is a predicted model, not a curated record. Lineage: Eukaryota; Metazoa; Chordata; Mammalia; Proboscidea; Elephantidae. Bases 272 to 1330 code for a protein of 352 amino acids. Gene Ontology annotation, cellular component: striated muscle thin filament; cytoskeleton; myofibril. The transcript is spliced from 10 exons. Gene Ontology annotation, molecular function: tropomyosin binding. Gene Ontology annotation, biological process: myofibril assembly; pointed-end actin filament capping; actin filament organization.